Messenger RNA from Ostrinia nubilalis (European corn borer), 5633 nucleotides. Its product is annotated as E3 ubiquitin-protein ligase Mdm2-like. Gene Ontology annotation, molecular function: ubiquitin protein ligase activity. The coding region runs from base 254 to 1213 and encodes 319 amino acids. Gene Ontology annotation, biological process: negative regulation of apoptotic process; regulation of gene expression; cell cycle. The record is from RefSeq and is a predicted model, not a curated record. NCBI's taxonomy places the organism in Eukaryota, Metazoa, Arthropoda, Insecta, Lepidoptera, Crambidae. The transcript has 5 exons.
UUACAUUACUAAUUUUUGAUUGGACGAAACUUACAACAGAAAACAGUACUAUUGGUGUAUUUGAUGUGUACAAUCAUUGUGAUUGGUUCGUGAGAAACAUAACCAAUAAAAUUAAAUUUCUCUGUGGGUGACAUCGGAGUAGUCAAACAAGGAGGAGGAAAUCAGGUCCAAAACGGUCCAAAGCAAAAUUGAAAGCCAAAUUACUGUACUAAAUUGAGCACCGUCCUCAUAUUAUUGAUGAGAUAUUUCUAUUAUGAACACAACAGCAUCGUUUCCUUCAGAACCUUCAUGGAGCCGACGCUGUUCAACCGAAACCGUUUUCAGUAUUCAAGGACAGGAAACUGAUAUUGUGCAAGACUCGAGUGACUCUGAGUUGGACAGCGAUGAGGACGUGGAGUACGAGCCCUACACCGCCAGCGAGGAGGAGGCGCCGAUAUCAGAGGCAACGUCGGGCCAGAGCGAUGCCGAGCUGAUCUCGACGACGGUGGUGUCGGUGGCGGCGCGCGACGACGACCUGCAGCUGGCCGACUCCGAGACAGGGUCGGCGGCGUCGGAGGCCGAGGGCCAGCUGCCGGCCUACCGAAGCUGUGCACGCUGCCGAGCCGCCAACCACAACACAAGAUACCGAUACUGCGACAAGUGCUUCACGCUCCGAAAGAACUUCUUCCCGCCACGGCCGAGACGCAAGCUAAAACGGGACACUUCCAGCCAAGAGGUCGUCACGCUCGCGCUGUCCCAGGACUCAGGCAUCGAGUCGCUCAACAGCCAGGAGCUGGCGUCCAGCCAGGAAGGCCCUUCGAGCCAGGAAGGCCCCGCUGGCAGCCAGAAGGUCGCCCCCAACAAAGCCGGCGAGGGCCCCUCGAGGCUAGGUAAGCUCAAACGCCGAUCCGAAUCGGCCGACCGGUCCUACAAGCGGCCGAGGCUCAACUCCGGCUCGGAGUCCGAUCGAAACACCGACGAGGUCGAAGUCGCGCCCCUAGUUAAGACGGUGAGCGACCCGGCCGUGACGAUCGAAACGAUCGACUGCAAAUCCGAGAAGGACAACCUCUGUAUCAUAUGCCUCACGGAGCCGAAGUCCGGGGUGUUCGUGCACCGCCGCGUGGCCCAUAUAUGCUGCUGUUACAACUGCGCCGUGAAGGUGUGGUCGAAAGCCCGGAGGUGUCCGAUUUGCAACUGCAAAGUGAGCAAUGUGCUGAAAGCGGUCGUGAUGUGAAAGGCGACGCCUGGCAGGAUGGACGCCGUUCUCACACAGCCGUACUAGGGAUUAACUCUGCCGACGAGCGGCUAUGAUCAAAAUGUAGUUACCAAAUUGUUAAAAAAUACUGCUUCAAAUAAUUCCAGUAUUCAACAUUUAUCUGAUCAGGACUUAUACCAUGUGCUAUUAUUAAUCAUCAUAAUCAUUCCUGUUAAUGGACUGGUGUUUUACUUCGCUAUAAUGACAUUAGGGCGUGUGUUGACGAGCCGGUUUUUACCCGGUCCGGCGCUGGUAAGUGCGUGUCGUGUACGCCCUUAAUGGCACCGACCCGACACUGGACCGGGAUGAAACCGACUCGUCAACACUCGCCCUAAGAACUACUAGGUCUAGUUCAAAACUUGGCAACACCCACGCCACGGCAUUACUCGUCGCCCUUUGGAGGCCUCCGUGAUCAGCAGCUUCGCUCCAUUCUGCAGGCGCUAUCAGUGUAGCCUGGCCCACAGCUCAGUUCAAGCACAAGUUCGUGUCUUUAGGAUUUGUUUGUUUCAGCACUCUCCAUUCUUCACCACACCUCACAUAAUAGAUUUCAGGAAAGUACCGUCUUGUACAAAUAAACAUGCACGCACGUGGUAUAAAUCUCGAUCGGAUUAUUCUUCAACUCACAACUUAUAAUUUCUAAUUUUGGCUGUGUGGUAAUGGUGUCUGCUAUGAAAUAAUUAAGCGAUUGAUAUUAUCAAGCCGGGAUAACCAUUCUUCCCAUAUUUAAGUCGAGAUUAGCUUACUGUCUAAACUAAAUCUAUAUUAGUUAAAUUCGAACGAUCCGAAACGUAAAAUGCACUGUAUAUAAUAUUGUAUAUAGCCGCUUUGCAGAGUUAAUAUAUUCGUAUAAUAAUGAUUAGGUUAGGUUUCGUAUGGAUUAAGUAGGACGGAUCUCAGGUCUGUAAAAAUUGCCAAAAGUCUCGAUGAGUACCUAGUUUACAUUAAAUAUGUGCUGUAAAAAUAAUAUUAACUACUAAUGAUACUCAUUGAUUUAAUUAGUCUUUUAAAUGAGAUAUAAAACUGGGUGACAGAAUUAAAAAGAAUAACUAUCUGAGCCAGGUUAAUAGGAAACAUAUAAAAAUUACUGAGAUCCAAAGAAAAUUUAAAUGAAGGCCGUUAAUUUAAUACAAACUGCCGAUUUAUAAGUUCACAUGUUAUUUAAAUAGAAGUACAGUUGUUUUAGUGGCAAAGUGGCACUCAUAGAAUACAUUUUUCGUCCAAUCUUCUGCCUGAUUUAAUACAUUUCAAAACUAAGAAAUUACUUCAGCUAGAAACUAGAUGACAGGGCAAAUGAGGACUUUACUAGUAAAUGAAUAGUUGUGAAGUAGUGAGCAAGCUUGCGAUUAUAUUAUAUGUUUUGCUAUUGCAAGUAAUAGUUUAGUUAGGUGCAGGAAUCGCCACAGUGUUGCGAUCUCUUCUUAUAAUUAAUUUCUUAUAGCAAAUAAAGUCAAUAUCGACAAAAGUAAAUGUCAAUCCAUGUUAUAAACAGCCUGAUAAUUUUUGAAUAAGAAUCGUCAUAGUGACAUUCUAUUGGCCAAUAUGAUACACAUUAGGUGACUUUGGCGUUAGUUCUGGGUUUUAUUACAUGGGCCAUACAUUUAAAACAUCCCCAUUAUAUUUUUUGUUAAGCACAUUGUGAGUACAGGUUUUGAAGAGAGCGUGGAGCGUAGUUAGCUACUAUUAUGGAAUCUUCCUGUUGUGUUCAAUCGCAAAUCUGUGGCGUCGGAAUUUAUUUUAAAAGUCAUAUUUUCCGAUUACAUGUAGAAUUAAGUUUCCUUUUUUCAUUAUAGCCAGUUAGCUAUAUGUUUUGUUGCAAUUAUUAUAUUAUAAAAUAAGUGCUUUGACAUUGAUUUUCACGGCAUAAGACUAGUCUAUCGUUCGGUCUAUUUAUAUGUAGUAACUGGUUGGCGCAGUGAAUGAGCUUUUAUAUAGUUAGAGCUUGUUAGCCAAUGCACAAUAUAUCGGAGUAUAUUAUAAAGUUAGGUUUAGGUUUGUACAUUGUAUCAAGCAACAUGUAUGGCGAACAUGGCGGUUUAUAUUGUUGUAAAUGUACUCAAUGUUAAGUUGGUCGAGCGGACACAACGCUCAUGUGGGGUCCGCUCUCACUAGAGUGCGUGUGCAAAGAGAAAUACUUAUCAUUUACUAGUAUAAAAUAUUUAAACAAACCUGUAUUUGUUGAAUAAGUAAUAAUAAAUCUUUUUAUUUCGUUACCAGAGGUUUGCUUAUAAUUAAUAGUGAUCGAUGCCUCCUUUUAAGCUUAAAGAAGCCUGUGCCAGGAGACAUCGCUCUUCCUUGGAAUAUUAUGUGUGCUUAAAUACAAUAGGUACUUAUACAUAAAUAAAAGUAAGCACUAAUACUACAUAAAUAUCAACUAUACUAAGUUUUACUAUUUGUUUUCACAUCUGUAGUAACUAAGUACAUGCAAAGAUACCAUUAUGUAUGAAAAAAUCCAAUGAUCAAGUACUAAUGAGUUAAUUAACUUUGUAAUGGAUUCCCGAAGAAGAAAGAAAAUUAAAGUAUUUCAUGUGCUAUUGAUUGCUCAAUUUUCAGCUUUCCUUCUCAGCGUUGUUUUAACUUUGUUUUCAUUCGAGGUUCAAUUAUAGUCUAUCCAAUAUAGCUUGAUUAGAAUGACGGCUGUCAAACGAAUGUGACUAGUGCUGUGUAUGUUUCGUACGGUUCACAUAGAUGUAUCGAUAAGUUUUCGAAAAAAUGAUAUAAAAAAAUGCACCCAAUUUUUCUUCAUAUCUAUAUUCAUAAAAAUGACAAUUAUGAUUUAAAUUUAAAGACAGUAAAAUUUAAAAUUCAUGUCAAGGGUGUACAACCUAAGUCGUAGUCAUUAUCAUCAGUGUUCUUCAGUGGUUUUUUCCUCUCGCUAGAGGGCGGUGGGCAUCUCUUCUAGAGCAACGGUGCUAUGAAUACCCAAAAAAUUACCGGUGAUUGAUUUCCGAUGUUUGAUUAUUUAAGAAUGAAAUGUUUUUUGGUUUUUAAUAGUGAACAUUUAGAAAAAUGUAUAACUUGACUUAAAUAUGUUAAAAAAUUAGUUAGAAAAAAAUUUUGUUAAAUAAUUAGUUUUAAUUUAUAUGACAUUUGUCGAUAUGUCCCAACACUAACAUUUUUGAAACUCGAGAUAACCUUGUAGAGACGUCGUUAAUACUCUAGCUUGAUUUUUAUAAUUUCGAAUUACUACUUAUUGGUGUAAUUUAACGCUGCAUUUACACGAAAUUAACAUUUUUAUUGGAAGCACUGUCGUCGAAAAUAUUGUUUGUAGGUCAGAUGUGAAUUAUUUCUUGUCCGCCAAUAUUUAGCUCUCAUUGAUCGCUACUACAAAGUUAUGUCGUUACUUUUGAUGGCAGCUGUCAUUCUAAUCAAGCUAUAUUGGAUAGACUAUAACAAAAUAACGCGUCUAUAAAUGAUAAUGUUUAUAACAUGUAACACCACUGACCCCUAACACUUAACAUUUAGUGCUUUUAAAUGAAUACCAGCCCUCUGUGCACGCGGGGAAGCUAGGAUUUACUUCUUCAUUCUUCUCCAUACCACCUUUUCUUCACUGUCCUAGCGAGAUCCGCGAACAGAGUAUUUUAUUUUAAUUAUUAGGUAUAGGUUAGUCAUAGGAAUUUCGAGCGUCCUUAUUCUGCCACUAUAAGUGCUCCGCAAAAAUAAUUAAGAUUUAUUGUUUGACUCCUGUUAAAAUUUGUAAAUGUGUAAAUUAGUUAUUGAGAAGUAAAAACAAUGUGAUAAAUACGCUUGAUACGCGGCAAUGUAAAUUGUAGAAGGUUUAUGUCUAAAACUAUCCCACCAUCGUGUCCUACCGUAAAGAGGAUCUAUUGAAUUGUUGUUUUUUUUAUUUAACAUGUUUAUUUUCUUUAAUUAAUAUUUUAAUUUUAAUUGUUUCGUCCAGUUGGGGUUCAGAAUUUGCUUGUGUGCGUGAAAGAAAUAGAAAUGCUUAUUUGGGUGUACCUACUAACUUUGUCACGUGAUUAGAAAUUUAAUUUUACUUGUGAAAAUAAAUAUGAAAUUAACCGCAUGCAGUUAAAGUAAUGUUUUAGUAAUUAAUGUAAUAAUAAUGUAUCACAGAAAUACUUUGGUUCAGUCUUUAAAGUUGAAAAAUACUAAAAGGCUGACUACAAAAAUUAAAAAAUUCCCACUAGAAAAUAAUGUUUUGUUCCUGUAAUUAUGAAAUAAUUUUUAUAGUGCCUAUCUGAUGUGUGUGGUGUGAGACGAACCCCAACGGGCCUCCCGACUUAAUUAUGGGAAGAAUAAACAUAGUUCUUAAGAUUAGGAAUUAAAGGAAAUAUUGAACUAUUGUAGUUAUUUUUAUGAAAAAAAUGAAAAAAGAAAUUUGAAAGAAAAGAUUGAAUAAGAGAAAAAAGAAUGAUUAAUAAAAAUUUUCCUUUCAGCA